Myotis brandtii (Brandt's bat) is the source of this 3170-nucleotide messenger RNA. It is a transcript of the gene USP20, whose product is annotated as ubiquitin specific peptidase 20. The record is from RefSeq and is a predicted model, not a curated record. Gene Ontology annotation, molecular function: cysteine-type deubiquitinase activity; zinc ion binding. NCBI's taxonomy places the organism in Eukaryota, Metazoa, Chordata, Mammalia, Chiroptera, Vespertilionidae. The transcript has 22 exons. Gene Ontology annotation, biological process: protein deubiquitination.
CUGCCUCCUGCACACCUCCUACUGGGGAUCGGUGCUGAGUGACUUUAAAACAGCGGAGCUACCUGCAGUGCCCGGUUUGUCCCCCAGGCUCCCUGCCAGAGGCCUCGCGCUCCAGCCCAGCACUGGCAGCUGUCGACAGAGAAUGUGGAGAUCGGCUGCUGCUCGGGUGUCGCUGUCCGCAGAGCUCUCUUCUAGAAAAACAAACCCGAAUGAAAUGAUGUGAUAUCUGAGGUUGAGAGGAAGCAGAGCAAAGCUGGCCGUGAACGAAUGGGAGUGCAUGUGCGCUAGCUCCACCCGGGUUGACGUUCCCAGUGAGACCAGGCCAGAAUGGGGGACUCCAGGGACCUUUGCCCUCACCUUGACUCCAUAGGGGAGGUGACCAAAGACGACCUGCUGCUCAAAUCUAAGGGAGCCUGUCAGUCGUGCGGUGUUUCUGGGCCGAACCUGUGGGCCUGUCUCCAGGUGGCCUGCCCCUACGUUGGCUGCGGAGAAUCCUUCGCCGACCACAGCACCAUCCAUGCGCAGGCACAAAAGCACAACCUGACCGUGAACCUGACCACCUUCCGGGUGUGGUGUUACGCCUGCGAGAAGGAGGUGUUCCCGGAGCAGCGGCUGGCGGCUCCCCUGCCGGCCGCCUCACCCCGACUCUUUGAGCAGCCCCGUGUCCUCCUCUGGCGGCCCCGGCAGGCGGCUCAUCUCCGUGUGAAUGUGAGGGUUCCUGGCGGGGCAGGUGCUCACCUCCCUCCCCACACGUUGCUUCCAGGCCUCACGGGCAUGAAGAACCUGGGGAAUUCCUGCUACAUGAACGCCGCCCUGCAGGCCCUGUCCAACUGCCCUCCGCUGACCCAGUUCUUCCUGGAGUGUGGCGGCCUGGUGCGCACGGACAAGAAGCCCGCCCUGUGCAAGAGUUACCAGAAGCUGGUGUCCGAGGUCUGGCACAGGAAACGCCCAAGCUACGUGGUUCCCACCAGCCUGUCCCACGGGAUCAAGUUGGUCAACCCGAUGUUCCGAGGCUACGCCCAGCAGGUAGGCAUCUGCGCGGCCCCGGGACACCAGGGCCAUUAUCUACCGGGCCUGGCUUUGAAGCCAGGACCAGCGAGGAGAGCGCAGCAGAGGCCGGGCGCUGUGGGUGGGUCCUUUCACCGCCAGAGCCUCCUAGCAGCCGGCUGCCGUUCUCCCCACGCGGCGGAUGGGGAGCCUGAGGCUCAGGGCCACGCACCUGCCCGGGUCCCACGGCUGGGACGUGUGGAGGGAACUUGGGCGCCAGCAGUCCAGCUGCAGAGUCCGCCUCAGCCCUGCGUUCAAGCGGCACGAACCUCGGGCAAGCCCCCAGAGGCUCAGCCCCCAUCGCCACGGUCCGCCAGCCCCUGCCGGACACCAGAGCCCGACAACGAGGCCCACAUGCGCAGCGCGUCCCGGCCCUGCAGCCCCGUCCACCACCACGAGGGCCACACCAAGCUGGCCAGCAGUCCUCCUCGCGCGAGCCCCGUGAGGAUGGGACCGGCCUACGUGCUCAAGAAAGCCCAGGGGCUGAGCAUGGGCAGCCGGCGGCGGAAGGAGCAGCGCUACCGCAGCGUCAUCUCCGACAUCUUCGAUGGCUCCAUCCUCAGCCUCGUGCAGUGUCUCACCUGUGACCGGGUGUCCACGACGGUGGAGACCUUCCAGGACCUGUCCCUGCCCAUCCCGGGCAAGGAGGACCUGGCCAAGCUGCACUCGGCCAUCUACCAGAACGCGCCGGCCAAGCCGGGCUCCUGCGGGGACAGCUACGCCGCCCAGGGCUGGCUGGCCUUCAUCAUGGAGUACAUCCGACGGUUUGUGGUAUCCUGUACCCCCAGCUGGUUCUGGGGGCCGGUCAUCACCCUGGAAGACUGCCUCGCUGCCUUCUUUGCUGCGGAUGAGCUGAAGGGUGACAACAUGUACAGCUGUGAGCGGUGCAAAAAGUAACGGGCAGCAGCGGGCCCCUGUCAGGUUCCAGGGUGGCGGGCCCUGGUCGGCCCUGGAAUGACCAACCUCCGGCUCCCCCAGAUCCUGUGCAUCCACCUGAAGCGCUUCCGGCACGAGGUGAUGUACUCGUUCAAGAUCAGCAGCCACGUCUCCUUCCCCCUCGAGGGCCUCGACCUGCACCCCUUCCUGGCCAAGGAGUGCACGUCCCAGAUCACCACCUACGACCUCCUCUCGGUCAUCUGCCACCACGGCACGGCGGGCAGUGAGGGUUCGGGCGGUUAGAGUCAGGGGGCUGGAUCCGGGAGGUGGGCUGCCCCUGAACAGCCUGGACAGGCGUGGCUGUGCCGUGGAGGGGAGCGCAGCGGCUCCUGUCCUCCCCCCCUCCCCCCCAGGAAGAGCAGCGAGGAGGCCGUGCGGGAGCGGCAGCAGGUGGUGUCCCUGGCCGCCAUGCGGGAGCCCAGCCUACUGCGCUUCUACGUGUCCCGGGAAUGGCUCAACAAGUUCAACACCUUCGCCGAGCCGGGGCCCAUCACCAACCACACCUUCCUCUGCUCCCACGGAGGCAUCCCGCCCAACAAGUACCACUACAUCGACGACCUGGUGGUGAUCCUGCCCCAGAACGUGUGGGAGCACCUGUACAGCAGGUUCGGGGGCGGGCCUGCUGUGAACCACCUGUACGUGUGCUCCAUCUGCCAGGUGGAGAUCGAGGCGCUGGCCAAGCGCAGGCGGAUUGAGAUCGACACCUUCAUUAAGCUGAACAAGGCGUUCCAGGCCGAGGAGUCGCCCGGCGUCAUCUACUGCAUCAGCAUGCAGUGGUUCCGCGAGUGGGAGGCCUUUGUCAAGGGGAAGGACAACGAGCCCCCCGGCCCCAUUGACAACAGCAGGAUCGCGCAGGUGAAAGGCAGCGGCCACAUCCAGCUGAAGCCGGGCGCCGACUACGGGCAGAUCUCCGAGGAGACCUGGGCCUACCUGCACAGCCUGUACGGCGGUGGCCCCGAGAUCGCCAUUCGGCAGAGCGUGGCCCAGCUGCCGGACCCCGACAGCCUGCACGGGGAGCAGAAGAUCGAAGCCGAGACCCGGGCCCUGUGACCUCCGGGCCGCUCUGUGAGCCCCUCCUCCUUCUUAGAGACCCUCUCGUGUCCCUGAGCCUGGGCCCCUGAGCACACCUCCAGGAGGCGCUGGGAGGACCUGGCUGGGCCCGGCCUGUGCCCUCCUCCCUGCGGAGG